GCAGAGAGGAUUGCAAGGAGAUAGGGGCAUUGAGCGCAGCUGCUGAGGUUCAACCUACAUUCAGUUUAACCCUGAGCACAGAAUGACGUACAAUAUACCUAACAUAUGUGACAUUGCCAAAAAUACAGGACCAUGAACAGAAGCCUUGAUUGAACAAAUCAAUGGCAUUUCUCAAAUCUCUCUAUAACAUCUCCUAACUAAAACUUGCAUAUCUGUGAGAGAGCACAUGUUGUGCACUCAAUGUGCAGGUUAUCGAAAUUGCAAAGCUUGUCUGACUAGUUCUCUCCGCCGCCGCGAGAUGUCUCCGCUGUCGUGCUAAUCCAAGGAAGCGGGAGGGCUCGGGAGGGCUUGCGGUCGCCCUGCGGUCUCGAGUGACGGCGCACUGCUCCUCUGACAGGGCACGCGGUGGUGGUGACCUGCUAUUGCGAAGAUGCAGCUGGCGGUGGUUUUACUGUUUGUGACUGUGUGUGUGAUCGGUGGAGAGGCUGCAGCACGUUUCGAACCGUCGGAAAUUCACCCAGGCCACGAAAAAGAAUGCUACGUUCAUGAGAUCAGAGGUUACCUGAAGCCGGGCAAAAAGAGAUAUCUGGCAAACUGUUCGGUCGUGGAGUGCACGAAAGAAAGGGGCGCUCUAUAUCUGUCCUUUUUAUCGUGCGGCGUGGUCGCUCACCACCCCUCGUGCACACCGAUACCCACUUCUCGGUUCGCUGUCUACCCAGAAUGCUGCAUAGAGUACGACUGUCCUCCUGGGGCUGGCAUCUCAAGAGUCGGCUAGCUGCAGUGAUGCCAUAUGAAGUUUUUGUACGCAAUUGCAUGUGAUGCUCUUAUGUAGUUUGAGCGGUCCCGAGGUUUCACUUCACUGACCUGUGUAACUUGCGAUCUCCUUGUGGAUUGUGAUGUCUUACGCGUGUUUGCUGGUGCUUUCUUUUUGACUUUAGAAGUAUCUGCUAAAAAUGGAAAUAUAUUUUCUUCUAAAGUCAACCUGUGGGUGGAGAAUAUAUUUUUGAAACAGGAGCAUUUACCAAACGUGGUUCCAGCAGGCUUGAGCAAUUGCGAUCGUGCAUCAUACAGGGCUUUGUUAAACUACUCGUGAUUAGUUUCGGAUGCCAUUUCAUAGAAGUGUGCCAAAUAUCAGCGGUUUACUCACCACACAGAUUACCACAACUCAACGGUUUACACAACCGAAACCGGUAAACCAAGCGUUUAAACUUUAUCGACGAUGGCGUGCAUAUUAAAAAUAAAAAAUAAAAAACACAUCAAAACUAAAUUAAAUAAGAUCACUCAUAAUGGUGGCGUAAAACAACAUUGCAAACAUGUAUGAGGUACACCAUCUUCUAAAUGCAUAAGCGCUGACAUCCUUUCUUACAUCUUUUGUCCGAUUCUAGGAAAGGGCAUUCAAGAUCAUUCUAGCGGACGCUUACGUGCUUGACUGUGAAAUUUGACGAGAUGAACAUGAACAACUUCGUUUAAUCCCUGUUGUUUAUAUAAUGGCUCCGGAAGAGUCAGCAUGAAAAUGCCACGAAAUACCACAGCUCGUCUACGUCGCUGAUUCAAAUCAAAUCUGAUCCUCCAGCCACAAAUCAGCUUCACUUACCGCAAUCAAGUCUCGACAGGCACACCAAUAAGGGCGAAUCACGCCCGCGACGAGCGCCAAAAUGAGCCUUACGGUCGACAUGUCCCUUUAAACUCGACACCGGGAGAGCCAGAGUGGCCCCCCACCCCCACCCCCUCCCCCAAAUCGAUUUGGUCUCGGUGACGUUCUGUGAUGACGUCACGCAGGCCAGGCCGGGGGACCUGUUGCUCUGGCUCGGGCGGGGGCGGGGGCGGGGGCGGCAGAAGACACGCGUGCGCCGGUUUGGUCUCGCGCUCACCGACGGUGUUACCACUGCCAGUUGCUCGCCUGAGGGCACGAGCGCAGGUUGGACGUCCGUGACGUCAGAAUCAGCUGACUCAGACUAUCGGAAACAGGAGAUUUCUCACACUCUCUCCAACGAGGACGUCAGAAGGACGAGAGGACUGGUGUGAGGAACGGAGAGGACACUGGAGGAGGGGAAUAUGAGGUCUCUUCUCCCUGAGCUACAGCUACAUCCUCCCCCAGAUGAAGACAAAAACGAAACGACAACGACACAGCCGGAGGAGCAAAACUGGACCCCGGACGAGUCGAGACCCUGCAAGCGUCAACGUCUCUCCGUCGAGAGCCGAGACGUCACCGCAUCGGACUCGUCAUGCACCAGUGAUGACGUCACAGCUCGUACAGGAGUGACGUCACCUCGCCGUGGUCCAGGGCGGCGGAAGAAGCCUGCACUCUCCGCUCGCGACCGGAACUUGCGACGACUGGAGAGCAACGAACGAGAGCGGCAGAGGAUGCACGGUCUAAACGACGCCCUGGAGGGACUUCGCCAAGUCAUACCACACGUCCAGACCCAGAAGAAACUCUCCAAAAUCGAGACUCUCACGCUGGCCAAAAACUACAUCAUGGCACUCACAAAUGUCGUAUGCGACAUGCGCGGACGACAUCGCGAGUACCCAGGCACCGCCGCCGAGUGCGCACCCCUGAUGACGUCAGAUUUGAUGACGUCAGAUCUGGUACCGCGGCUCGACGAGCUGCCCGAUGACAUCGAGUUGAGCGACCUCUGGCCUGAGAUCUGAGGUGAUGGGGCCAGCAGCCGGCUUCUUUGGUGAGCUGAGGGGUGUAUGAUGAUGGUCGUUGCAAACGACUGACCGUGGCGAGUCCACGGACUCUUGACGAAGGACUCAAUGUGUAACCGAUCUCCGAUUCAAUGCAUCGAGCCGUAACUGCGGAAGCAAUCCUGAUGCAGUGGGACUUGGCGGCCGAUUCCCAUACCUCUAUCUGGCUUCCUCUGAGCUUCUUUAGAUUAGGUUGACAUGUUCCUUGUACUCUGCACCCUGUUCUGAGAAGGCACCACACUCGCGCUGGAUUCAGGUCAAAGUGGAGUCCCGAAGUACGGCAGCUUAUCUGACAACUCCAGUCGAUGUGGAGCUCAGCAGGCUCAGCGACUUCGAUUGCCUACCGGUCCAGCAGUUCGCUGAUCCCCUCAUACGUCUGAGGAUGCUACUACGAAUUUUAUGUUCUGUUACGAGAACUGUGGCUGCCUAGCAUACGCAGCCCUACCCAGAACUAUGCUAUGGUUUUGUUAGAAGUACUUAUAACUGUUACAAUACUUAUAUAUGUAGAUGGCAAAUCUUGAAAUAUAAAGGGUAACAAUGCCUUGGAAAGAUAAUUAUCCAAAGGUAAACGUUCAAUGUUUUUAAAAGUGGCAUACCUCUGUAAUAAUCCAACAGUUUUAUACACAUGGAAUGCACAUCGGGAUAUGUGCAAUUUUAUCUUCUAUGCAUGUUCCAAUCUAGUCACAUUGAGUCAAACAACUUGACUAAAUAACUUUCCACUCACCGCUAACUCUGAGAUAGCUAGCCACAAGAGUAGCCACACAGUAUAAUCAGACCUUUAUCCAGCGGUUACCACAGGCCCAGAUGGCCUCCCCCAGAGCAAUUGGUCUGAAUAUUUUAGCUAGCACAGUCGUCGGCGGCUCAACUUCGUGCGGCCAAAGGUCAUAGGUCAUCCGGGAGGUCACUGAGAGCGCAUUCGACUUCAUGAAUGUCUGCGAAUAUUGACUCGGUGUCAGAGCUGAGGAGACAUUUGAUGUUGACAUUUAGAGCGUUAGCUUCGGCACUCACAUUCCAGUUCAUCUAUUUAGAACACUGUCUUUUGCUUGCGUCAUUCAAUCGCAGUAGUUUUUUUAACCGACCUUAGCUGUCAUCAGAAAAGUUUAUGUCAUUCUCAUGUGAUAAAUACCUGAUCUCAGGAGUAUAUUUUUGUACUGAAACUCAUCUAGUAUUAGUUUAUAUCACGUAUACUGUGAGCGCACACUGCAUACUUAUUGUUCAGUGUCCGCAUCCUAUCUCUGAAUCUGAAUCUGAAUCCGCCUCUGAAAUCCUGAAUUGUGUCUUUCCCUUUCACUCUGGAGAAGCCUGCAGCCCGAGCCGGUUAUUUAAAUCCACGUUCAGUGCCAUAUCAUUGUGUCAUUCGACCGCGUUUGUGCAUAGGUGCUACUUAUUCCUUUUUGUAGUUGUAUUUUUUUCAGAGACAAACACACACAACCACAAAUGAAGAAGACAAUGAUGCGUGCAUAUAUCCUGUUUUAAAAAGUACGCUGAUGCCUUGCCUUCUCAUCUCCCUAAAACAAGAAUGCAAGAAUAUCAUUGAUCACAGCUCAUUUUCCUGCUUACAAUAUUCUCCCGCGCGGCCAACAACACUUUAAGUGUAUUGAACCGCUCGGGACACCAGAGGGAGGCGAUACACGCUAUCUCACCCAGCCCAGGUUGUUUGCCUCCCAUCGGAGCAGCCAUAAGUCGAUAGACACCACGCUGGAGAGGCAGCGCCUGAAAUGAGCGAUUUACAGCUGGUGUGGCGACUGGCUUAGAAAUGAGUCGAUAGCGGUGGCAGGCUGUUGUUUUGUAUAUUUAAAAGGAGAAUUACAGAAUGAUAAUGACAAAAAAGAGAAGGCUAAAGCACUAGUACAGGUUCGCAACAACACAGGCUUACAAGGCCUGGCUAAGAGCAAUGAAUGAGGAAUCAACCUUGCCAUUGUUUUUACUUUUUGACAGCUUUUGGUCGUAUGAGUUCCAAGCAUAGUUUCCCAACUUUGGCUCGACUGAUCGGCCCUUCAUUUUAAAACUUGUAUACCAUUAC
Molecule: messenger RNA, 4711 nt
Organism: Amphibalanus amphitrite
Lineage: Eukaryota; Metazoa; Arthropoda; Thecostraca; Balanomorpha; Balanidae
Product: protein dimmed-like
Exons: 6
Coding region: 2056-2649 (197 amino acids)
Molecular function (GO): protein dimerization activity
Source: RefSeq, a predicted model, not a curated record